AUGGAGUCGCUAAAGCUCUAUAACUCGCUCAAGCCUGGAGCUCCAGUGCCCUUUGUUCCUAUUGAGAAGGGCAAAGUUACCUGGUAUGCUUGCGGUCCUACUGUAUACGACAAGAGUCAUUUGGGCCAUGCUCGCAACUAUGUCUCUACAGACAUUAUUCGUCGCAUUCUGAUGCAUUACUUUGGCUUUGAUGUCAAAUUUGUCAUGAAUAUUACCGACAUCGACGACAAGAUCAUCAUCAAGGCACGACGACAACGAUUGCUCGAGCUCGAGAAGAACAAAAACUACACAAAGGACGAACUUCGAGAUCUAGCUCUGGCCGCUUUCCGGGCAUACGCUAAGAGUAGCUUGCCUUUGCUGCUAAAGGACGGAGAGGAUAUCGAUGCGACCAACUAUGCUCAGCGCAGAGAGGCAGGAUAUGGACACGUGCUUGCGGGCGGCACCAUUUCUGGUGAGGGAAAGCCUGGCGACGAUGAAGCCAAGGUCAAAAUGCACCUAAGUAACAUGACUGCUGCCGCUGAAGCUAUCGCUUCUGGCGAGAUCUUCCCUGGCACCGACGAGAUUCUCUUGCCCUUCCUCGAUUCGCUUUACAAGGAAACCAUUGACACGAGGGAUCAGACCAUGUUCACGGAUCUGACUCAGAGCAUGGAGAAGCUAUUUAUGGACGACAUGGAUGCGCUCAAUGUACUGCGACCUGAUGUUAUUACCCGAGUUACCGAAUACGUACCUCAGAUUGCCGAUUUCGUCAAAAGAAUUGUCGACAAGGGAUUCGCAUACGAAUCCGAGGGAUCUGUCUACUUUGAUAUCUCCGCGUUCGAGCAGGCCGGAAAUACUUAUGCGCGACUGCGUCCCGACAACCGAAAUGACAAGUCUCUCCAAGAAGAAGGCGAGGGUUCCCUCUCGAAGAACCUUGGUGGAAAGAAGAAUCCCGGUGAUUUUGCUCUGUGGAAGAAGUCCAAGGCUGGCGAGCCCUUCUGGCCUAGCCCUUGGGGUGAUGGACGUCCUGGGUGGCAUAUUGAUGAUGUUCUAGGGGCAACCAUUGACAUCCACUCUGGCGGUAUCGACCUGGCAUUCCCUCAUCAUGACAAUGAGUUAGCACAGAGUGAGGCUUACUUCUGUGAGCAUGAUAAGGGCGAGCACACAUGGGUCAACUACUUUAUCCACAUGGGUCACUUGUCUAUUUCUGGAUCCAAGAUGUCCAAGUCUCUCAAAAAUUUCCAGACGAUUCAGGAUGCAUUGGCUACCAAUUACUCUUCAAGAGGAAUGCGAAUUGUGUUUUUGAUGGGUCGAUGGAACGAUGGUGUUGAAAUUUCACCGGAUAUGCGAUUGCAAGCUGACAACUGGGAGUCAACCAUCAGCAACUUCUUCAUCAAUGUCAAGGCAUUGCUGGCUGAGGCUGGCAUUUCACAUGAUGUCAAGUCUCUGUCUCUGAGCGCAGAUGGCAAGGCCAGUGAGGGUCUCUUAGCCGAGCUCGAGCAAGCCAAGAAGGACUUUGAGGCUGCUUUGGUCAACUCAAUCGACACACCAAAAGCUAUGUCUGUUAUCCUCAAGUUGGUCAACACCGCCAACGUGCACUUGAGAGACAACAAGGACGCUGAUCUUGUGGCUCUUGAGUCUAUUGCACGCUGGAUCACCAAGAUCGUGGGCAUCUUUGGUCUCGAUUCGAAUGCUUCGCCGCCAUAUGAAGGCCUUGGCUGGGCCACAGUCAUCGCUUCAGACGUUGAGCCAAAGACAGCCGUUCAGCCCUACUCCGAGGUCUUCACUAAGGUCAAGUCAGAUGUUUCUGGCUUGUCUCUUGAGAGCGCUGAGAUUUUAUCAUUGCUUGAGCAAGACCCUACAGCUGAGUUCGCGUCAAUCGCUUCUGGUGGCUCUCGCGACCCUGAGCAAUUGGCUUUGCCUUAUCUUCGUGCUGUUUCUAAGCUUCGGGAUGAGCUGCGUCACAUUGUUUCUAACCAAACACCCGAAACGAAGAAGGCUAUUCUUUCUUUGACAGAUCGUAUUCGAGACGACGACCUCACAAACCUGGGCGUUUACUUGGACGACAGACCUGAUGGCCAAGCCUCCCUGAUCAAGUUCAUCCCCGCUGCUGAACUGAUUGCUGCGCGAGAAGAGAAGGCCGCUCAAGCUGCUGAAAAGGCGCGAAAGAAGGAGGAGGCUCGCCUUGCACGUGAGAAGGCCGAUCAAGAAGCUCGUGAAAAAGCCAAGGUCAGGCCCGAAGAUCUCUUCAAGGGUGAUGAGAGAUACAGUGCUUGGGACGAGCAAGGAUUGCCUACUAAGAUGAAAGAUGGCAGUGAUGUGCCCAAGAGCCAAUUGAAGGGUUUGAAGAAGCAAUGGGACCGACAGAAGAAGGCGCACGAUGACCUCAAGGCUAAAGGACUGUUGUAG
This is a messenger RNA of Fusarium musae, 2385 nucleotides long. RefSeq lists its product as uncharacterized. The record is from RefSeq and is a predicted model, not a curated record. Gene Ontology annotation, molecular function: cysteine-tRNA ligase activity; ATP binding. Gene Ontology annotation, biological process: cysteinyl-tRNA aminoacylation. Gene Ontology annotation, cellular component: cytoplasm. NCBI's taxonomy places the organism in Eukaryota, Fungi, Ascomycota, Sordariomycetes, Hypocreales, Nectriaceae. The transcript has 4 exons. The coding region runs from base 1 to 2385 and encodes 794 amino acids.